Arabis nemorensis is the source of this 288-nucleotide messenger RNA. The record is from the annotation of a GenBank genome assembly. NCBI's taxonomy places the organism in Eukaryota, Viridiplantae, Streptophyta, Magnoliopsida, Brassicales, Brassicaceae.
AUGAAUCCACCCAGCUCGUUUUCAGUUUCCAACGGAUGGACGAUUUCUGUCCAGGUCAGACCGGGUAUUGGGAAGCCGGUUACCGGUAUGAUAGGAUCAUGGGUAUUAACUAUUAAGGGGACAGGGGAAAGGAGUGGUGACUACAACCGGUUCAACAUCAAGAAAAGCAGAGGCGGUUACUUGAUUAAUCAUUCGGGCGCUAGUGAUAUCACAGUUCGUGAGUACCACCUCGGGGAAGAGUUCAUUUUCUAUCUGGACGUUGGUGGUACUGGCAGCCUUUUGUUGUGA